This is a messenger RNA of Babesia bigemina, 1272 nucleotides long. Its product is annotated as papain family cysteine protease containing protein, putative. Lineage: Eukaryota; Apicomplexa; Aconoidasida; Piroplasmida; Babesiidae. The transcript has a single exon. The record is from RefSeq and is a predicted model, not a curated record. The coding region runs from base 1 to 1272 and encodes 423 amino acids. Gene Ontology annotation, molecular function: cysteine-type endopeptidase activity. Gene Ontology annotation, cellular component: lysosome.
AUGGCGGGAAAGGUGGAAGUCCUGGACGACGUCGUCUCGCGCGCCGAAACGGCCGAAGACCUGCUGAAGAACGGCUCCGGGGGCAAGCCGGAGCCGUGGCACAGCCGGUUGCGGGCGUUCUUCCGGCGACGCGGCAAGUGCUACUAUGCAUUACUGGCCGCGCUCGUGUUUGCGCUGUGUUUCACCGCUGUAGCCGUCAUCGGAGGCGAUUCGCAGUAUGCCGCGCAGGAGCGCGCUGUGCGCGAGGCGCUGGUUCGCCUGAAAUUCGAGAACCACGGGACCGUCGAGGGAGUCACCGACGAGGACCCCGCCUACAUCGUAUGUAGAGCGCUGGGCGCCUCCACCCGCACGCUGAACCCGGAGCGUGACGCGGAGAUAUAUGUACAGUACAAUGACUUCAACCGGCAGUACGACCGCCGUCAUACGUCGGUCAUGGAGAAGGCCCGCCGCUUCGGCGUCUUUCACGCCAAUGUGCACACGAUCGACGCCUUCAAUGCCAUGGAAAACCGCACAUUCGAAAUGGGCGUGAACAGAUUCGCAGACAUGACGGCGGAGGAGUUUAUGGCGCUGCAAGGCUCCCGCGUAGACACGCCCCAGUAUGAGCGCGGCGGCGUCGCCAUGGCGCUGGACGGGACGGUAGACAUCGCAGACAUCGACCUCCGCAGAGACGGGAUCAUGACGCCGGUGAAGGACCAGGGCGCGUGCGGCUCGUGCUGGGCGUUUGCCACCAUUGCGGUGGUCGAAUCCUACUUCAAGAAGUACCGCUCGCUCGACCUCGAUCUCAGCGAACAGCAGCUGGUGGACUGCGUGAAGGAGUGCCACGGCUGCCAAUACGGCGACUCGUACCACGCGUACGAGUACGUCACCGCCAAUGGGUGCUACACCAGGGCGUCGUACCCCUACGUCGCCGAGCAGGGCCAGUGCAUGACCCCGGCGGGUCACCCCCGCUACAGGCUGUACGAGUUCGGGUUCACCGAGUCCCCGGACCUCGUCCAGCUGCUGAAAGCGCACGGCCCGCUGACCGUGUACGUGGCUGUGACGCCGAUGUGGCAGUUCUACAAGUCCGGCGUCCUGAACUACUGCGGCGAGACCGUGAACCACGCCGUGGUACUGGCCGGCGCGGGCCAGGCCGACAAGGAGGCGUUCUGGCUCAUCAAAAACUCCUGGGGAACCUCUUGGGGCGAAGAAGGUUACGUGCGGCUGGCCCGUGGCAGCAGCACCCUUAAGGACGAAUGUGGAUUGUCGAACGUGGCCAUGUUCGCCGUUCAUUGA